CUCCAUAUGGGUUGUAAAACUGUUUGGAAGUUUGUGUUUGUCUGCAUCCAAUCUGCACAAUAGGUAGGUACAGUGCGCGACUAUCAACAUAUGGACAUCUCUCUUCACGAUGCUUGGCAGCUGUUAUCCCACUAGCACUAAUCUAUAAUCUAAUAUCAGUUGUCCAAAACCGUUGUAAAUAUGGACAUUAGGAGGAGGACAACCUAUUUGUCUCGAGGUGCUGAUGGCCGUCCGUCGCACAACUACAGUUCGUUUUUCCAAUCUGCACAGAAAAAAUAUUGCAAUGCAGACCCUGAAAGUGGUAUUCGUCUCGUUGGACCAAUGUUUGAACUAACUGCUUGUGUGGAGCUUAAAGGAGAUGAGGAGGAUUUUGAGACGAUGUACCCGGAUACAUCUCUUUCAUUUGGCCCAACUAUUUGUUCAUUCGGCCUGAAGUAUAACGAUCACAACUACGCCCUUCCUUCAGGAUUAACUCCUCCCUCAAUGGCACCCCAUUUAAUGGAUCUUCAAAUGCCGAAAAAUAAGUUUUCAGAUACAAAGCAGAACAAUCCAUGUUCAAAAAAUUUGUUUGCCCAAAAGUCAGGCUGUAAAUUGGGAGCUGAAGAUAUUGGACAAAAACAUAAUAUUGAUAAGCGUCUCGAUAGGCAAAGUUCUCUUACUUUUAAACGCUCCACACUCGAAGGGAAUGGUAUAUACAGUAAUGAUGGUAAAAAGCACUCUAGUGGACUAUGGUUUUCUAAAUCCAUAGAUCUAGAUGACAAAUCGAUGGCGGAUACUGAUUCAAAGGAUCAGUAUAUACCUUCACGAUUUGGAUCACAAAUUUCCAAUUAUGAACAAAUGGAGUUACGGUGUGAACCUGAGUUGAAGGUCAUUGAAGUGCCCGAAGAACUUGCAGUUUCACCUUCUCAGUUAAGUGAUUUGGAUAGUGACACAUCAGAAGUUGAUUAUAUUACAAAGAUCGUUAUUCCUUCUUCCGAUGGAUCAUAUAUACAUUCGGCUGUUGAUAACGCUUGGGUCGGUAAUAAUGUAUGGGCUGACGUCCGCUGUGUGUGUGGUCACUCUCAGCCUAAAUCUGGACUUAUACGAUGUCCCAAAUGCAGUUCUUGUCAACAUGUACAGUGUAUGGAGUCACAUUACAAUGUUACUAUGCCUCGAUUGAGUGAUGGAUAUACCUGCAAUGUAUGUGGAAAUGACAAUACUGAAUUUCAAGGUACAUCAUCGGACACAACAACAAAUGCCAAUGCAAACAAGGAUUGUGUUGCUCUAAAUAAUGAUACUAUGAAUUUUAUUGAUGGUGCUAGUAAUUCGUCAAUAAAAUUGACUCAAUCCUCUGAGGGGAACAUUGGAGCUCAGUAUGUAGAAGUUGCUGCUGAUAGAGCAAAAAGACUGGGUCUUUUGUCGAAUAGCUGCAAAUUGGAUGCUGAUAGUUCUACGUUUUCUGGGUCUUGGUCUGGUCAGUCUGUUGUAAGAGAACAUGAUACUACUGGACGUUCUGGUUGGUCAUCUGUGAAUUGGGAAAAAUUGAACGAAAUUUCUCGUUCUGGUCGCAGGCAUCAUGGUGAUACAGAUGUCAAUUUGAGAAUGCCAUCUCCUCCAAGAGCAUCCAAACGGAAGCAAGACCUAACUUCUACAUCGUAUAAUGACACAGAAGUCGCGGCAGCCGAUUCAUCUUCUGAACAAAAUUCCAACACUACCGUUAUUUUACCAAAUAGUGGUGAUGAGUCGUCUUCUGUAGAUGUAACACCUUCGAGCACGCCGUCAAAUACUCCAAUGAAACCAGGGACUUUACCACUCACUCCUCUUACUCCCACAAGUACACCUGGUGGUACGCUUACACCUGGUUCUGGAUACAGUAGUUCUUCAGGUGUAGAAGGUAGUCCACGUCGUCACAGGCUGGGUAUUGAUCGUUCAGCUAAUAAAGUCAAAAGAGUUCUGUUUCCCGAUGGCUCCAAUUCAACCAAACGUCGUUUCGAUGCUCGAACUAAUCCUCUUGGUGCAGCUUGGGCUAAAGACUAUCAGGAAGCCGAAAGUAAUGUUUAUACAAAAGCUCUGCUCGAACGUAUACAGAGUAGAAUAUCCUCUAGCGUUGAACGAAAUCAUAAAAUCCCACCAGCCUGCUUAACUCGGAGUUCGCUUUGUCGAGUUGUCCUCUUUGAUCAUAAUGAUAAGGGCUUAGAAGCAUCGAUCAGAUUAGCACCGAAUGAAGUUGUGACUGAAGUCCGUGGUCAUUUCUUAUUGAUGGAAGAAUAUGAACACUAUGUAGAUCCUGUUUCCGACUAUAACCGUUACGUUAUGUUUUAUCGUGGGUUUGGCGAUCGGACGGUUGUCAUUGACUCCAGCCAAUAUGGAAAUAGUGCACGAUUUGUUCGACGUUCAUGUAUUCCAAAUUGUAGACUCGAACAUUACGUUGUUCAAAAUAAACUUAGAAUUGUAAUUCGCACAUCUGUUGAAGUAAUGCCUGGGACUGAGUUAACCAUACCUUUCGACUUGGACUACCGGGCGUGUCGUUAUCCUUUGGAUUGUGCUUGUGCAAGAUCUCGUUGUCCUGUUCUAAAGUGGCGACGAAAACUGCUUCGAAAUAAAGUGGUGCCUAACUUGGAUUAUAGUAAAUAUAUUGAAUCACAGCUUCGAGUACUUUCCAAACCUUUAUCUCAAGAAAGUCCUACAAACAGAUCCUUUGACUCCAAUAGUUUAACAGCAUCUCCGUUAGUAAAAACAUCUGCCACUUCAAACAGUGUUGUUAAUCAACCUAUCGGUUUAUCACCCAAUGUUAAUUAUAAUUUGUAUAGUAUAAAAUCAUCACCUGUUACUUUUCGUAAAGAGGUUGAGCUACCCAUCCAUGACUGUGAUUCUUUGAUUGCCGAAAAAACAAAUCAGAGUGAUUUAGAUUUGAAUAAAACUGAACAUUUAGACAAUUCAGUUUCCUUGAACUGUGCAUCGUCUUCUACGAUUAUAAAUCAAAGUAAAAAUAGUGAACAUGUUAACUUAGAUCCCAUCACUUCUGAGAGUGAAAAUGUUGCCGAAUCUGAUUUCGUAACUGACGAAAAUCAAAUUCCUGAAACUUCUCAACCUGUGGAUAUAUCAGCUGAAAGCCAUUCAGGAAUAUCUUCGACGAAGAUUAAAGAUUCUCCAUUUCGUAAAAAUCAAAAUAUGAGUGAAGAAAAACUGCCUUUUGAACCUAUCAUUACUACAAGAAGGCAGGCUGCAGCUAUGAAAAAUACCUUAAGGUAGUGGAUGAUCAAAGCUUUCACUGCUAACAAGUUAACUGACUUUUCUAACCAGAAAACACUUUUUAAACCCACCACUGUUAUGAUAGAGCUAUGGGGUCAUGAUGUUAAUCAUGUAAAACUUAUUUCAGUUAGCCAGAUAACUUUUUGUUUUGUUAAUAUUUUGAUUUCUUUUCCUUGUAUAUUGUCAUUCAACAACUUUUGUUUUUUUUUCUUUGUCCAUAUUUAGUUUAGUAUAAACUAACUUGUAUUUUCUUUCUGUUUGUGUAAUCGGAUUAUUUCUUUUCUUGUCCCCCUCUUUCUUCAUAUAACGAUGAUGACAAUGAUGUUAUAGCGUAAUUUUCCUCUCCAUUUUGUAAAUGCUUUAUUCCCUUUUACAUUGUUACUUUCGCCAUGUUUUGUAAAUGACGUAUCUAUAUCCUUUUCCUUGGUUCCGUGUAUACUCUAUCACUAUUUUUCUUGUUAUUAUUUUGCCAGUAAAGUAAUAAGAGAAAUUCGCAUGAAAUGUAGCAUAUCAAAAAGGAAUAUUUUCGAAGUAUUCUAGAGCUCUAAUUAUUGCGAUUGCAUUAUUUUCUUUUAUUCAACAAAGAUAUAUAACGCUGAAAAUGCCUUUUUCUCCAUAUAUUUAUGUGUUUUUGUAUUACGUGUUUUUAAUGCUGAGUGCUUUCAUGCAUAGAUGGAUGAGAUUUGAUCUAAUUUAUUAGAUGAAACUUCAUUAUGAAAAAGCUGUUAAGAUCUGUCGUCUGUUAUAUUGUGGUAUGCUGCACAUUAAUAACAGAUGACUUAAACUAGUGGUUAAUUAUCGAUAAUUAAUUAUACCUUUUUUAGAAUUCUGUUUCAAUCAGUUAAACAGCAUAAAGUUAUUUGUCCUUCAUCCCCGAUUAAUGAGUAAAAUAUGACAUUAAUUUUGACACAUCUUCAACCUACUAAUUAUCGAUAUCCCUUAAUUGUAAAAAUGUUUCCUCACUUGGUUGUACAAAAAUGCAGUUCGAUCGACAACUAAUCAAUUUUUUCCUGUAAAUCACCUUUUACCGAAUAAUCCAACUAGUUUAUAUGUGAUUUAACUGCAACAUUUAAAAUAAAUUUUCUGUAAGUCGUUUUUACCAUCAACAACUCUAUAUAAGCAGGUUUUUGAUCUUGUUUUUUUCGUAUUUGACGUUUUCUCAGGUUUGUCAUCCUUCUUAAAAAUAUAUGUAUUUAGUAAUGAUUAGCUUUUAACUCUAUGUAUGAAUUGUUGUCACGCGCUAUUCCGUAACUCUGGAUGAUCACAUAAUAUCUACUUUUUCGGAAUAUCUCAAUAUUCUACUUAUGAGAGGGACAUUCGGAAUCAGUGAUAUUGGUGAUUCGUGUGGAAAUCCACUAUUCAUGUUUCAUUUCACUCUAUUUUAUGGCAUUUUUAUAACUUUCUGCAAAACCAGAAAUAAUUGUUUUUCUUAUUGGAUUAUAUUUUAUACUAUUAUGGAUGAUAUCUUCGGACAAUAUUGAAAAUAAAUCUUACAGUAUUUUAAGAAUUGUAUUUACACAUCUUACCAUUCAGUCCUAAAAAUAACAAAUGGCCUACAGUCGUAAUUUUCCAAUCUAACGUUUCAUUUUAUCAGCUGGUGAUUAAUCGAUUAGAUGGGUGAAAAAAUUACCUUUUAUCAAAUGUAGAAGGCCAGGUCGAGAUGUCUUGGAGGCAGUGCGAGAUCGCCUAAAAGUUGUUUCCCCUUUACUGUGGCAUUGAUUCUCUUAAUUAUACAGCUUUAGGUGGGUUGUAACACGUCCAUAAUAACGUUAACAACUUAUGUAGUAUCUGUGUUCGGUUUUCCUAGUGAGAAGGGUUAAGUUUGACAUUUCUGUUCUUAUGUAUUCAUGUGUUUAUCAUUGGUUUUAGGACGAAAAAUUGAUUUUCAUAUGAUUUUAACUUUAGGAUAUUUUGUUUGUCACAGUACGAUUUGAGGAAACAAGGGCAAUCAGCAGUUGAGUAUCAUAGCUCUAUUCAGAUAGUCGUAAUUUAAUUUCGAUUGAUGUUAGGGGGUAACAGAUUUAAUCCUGGAUACAAAUUGAAUUUAUUCUUGCUUCCUUCAAACUAUCAGGAGGAACGUAUGUGUGGGUAAUCAUUUGAUGUUUAUUUGUAAGACCCGACCGCAGCUGCUACCUUGAAGUGGUGGUCGGGCUUGCCUAUCAUAAUGACCCGAUCGAGCUAUAUUAGCUGGAACAUAUAUUCCUGUAGGUUCUACCACUCCAGGCAGGUCGAUUGGAGAACUGUAUGACUAAAAAUAGCUACUCAAGGUCUGAGGGCGAAGUCGUACUGCUUACUGUAGAGAGGUGUGACAGCAGUAAGGUGUUUCACUCGAACAACUAGCAUCUGCAGCGAUGCUGUCUCCUCACAAGGAAGGAAGGGUUUAGAAAAGGUCGACCCUAA
Messenger RNA from Schistosoma rodhaini, 5631 nucleotides. Lineage: Eukaryota; Metazoa; Platyhelminthes; Trematoda; Strigeidida; Schistosomatidae. The record is from the annotation of a GenBank genome assembly.